Messenger RNA from Dioscorea cayenensis subsp. rotundata (Guinea yam), 1349 nucleotides. RefSeq lists its product as uncharacterized. The transcript has 6 exons. Lineage: Eukaryota; Viridiplantae; Streptophyta; Magnoliopsida; Dioscoreales; Dioscoreaceae. The record is from RefSeq and is a predicted model, not a curated record. Gene Ontology annotation, cellular component: chloroplast thylakoid membrane; chloroplast envelope. The coding region runs from base 35 to 1063 and encodes 342 amino acids.
UUGGAAUUUGGAGGGCUAAAGAUAAACCCUAGCCAUGGCUUCGGCCUCCUCCCUCCUUCUUCGCCCUCUCCUCCCCAGCUCCAAUGCCCGCCUCACCGGGCAUCCUCUACGCCCUCUCUCCCUCUCCCCUCGCCUCCCACCCGGCCGCCAUCGCCUUCAAGCUCUCAUCCCCAAAGCCAGCACCAGAACCCCUCAAGAACAAUCGAAGAAUCCUAGUAAAUCUGAUCAGAGUUCAGAGAAGUAUGAAGAUGUGGAGGAAGAGUUGCCUUGGAUCCAGGAGAAAGCCAUGGACUUGGUGGAGUUCACUGGCACAGUGACUCAAGCCAUCCCUGGGCCUAGAGUUGGCCAGAGUCCUCUCCCAUGGCUUCUCGCUGUGCCUUUGGCGUACCUUGGUCUUACCUUUGUCAUUGCCUUUGUGAAGACUGUCAAGAAGUUCACCUCCCCCAAAGCCCAGCGCAAGAGAUUGGUCAACAAGAAUGCUUAUCUAGUGAAGUCGAUAGAUGAGCUUGUUCUGAAGGGAGAGAGUGGUGUAACACAUCAGGAACUUCAGCAUCUUGCUCAAAAGACAGACUUCAGCAUGGAUGAAAUUUUGAGGAAGUAUAUUCGGUACGCAUUGAAUGAAAAGCCCUUCAAUCCAGUUUUGGUUGUAGAUCUGCUACGUGUCAGGAAGGCAUCAAUGCUAGAGGAUUCCCAAGUUGCCGAGGUUUUAAAUGAGAUUUCAAGGCGAAUUGUUAAGGAGAAAGGCCCAGUUGUGAUGGAUUUGUCUGGAUUCACUGAGAAGGGUUUUAAACGGAAGCUUGCUGUGCAAGCUCUGUUCGGAAAAGUUUUCUAUCUUUCUGAGCUGCCAGAAUUCUGCUCAAGGGACAGCUCAUUAAUUAUUAAAGAGAUAUUUGGAGUAACAGAUGAGGAUGCCGAAAAACUUAGGAUUCACACACUAUCAGAAACAAGCGACGUUGAGUCACUCAACAAAAUGGCUGGUGUUGAAGAUGCUGAAUUACCGCAUUCUAGUGACCCACUGCCACCGGAGGUUGAUGAUCCCGAUUCAGGUGCUGAAGAUGACUGAUAUAUCCUUCUUUUUUUCAACAUCUUGGUGGCUCAACCAAUUUGUAUCCAAGUAGGAACACAGAAUCUCCGAAGAUAGAGAUUAGUUUUCGGCUUCUAGUUAGUUUAUCAGAGCUUUUGUGAUGUGAAGCUUUUGUGGAGUGCUUCUGGUGUUGUUGUAAUGCUGAUACACUCAAUUUUUAUGGCUCUUGUUCAUCCAUUUUGGUGAUCCAAAGGGAAUGCAGUUAGUUUCAUUCAUAUGUUUGCUUGUUGUAACUGAUUUUAUUUUAUUUUAUUUCAUUUAUUUA